GAAGGGAAGAUGGAGGACAGGGAUAGACAAGCGCUGCGGAGUAACAGGAUGCUACUGGUCACCUCACUGCAGAUGGGGGACAUCUGGGACCCUCUGGUGAAGAGAGGGGUGUUCACUAAUGACAUGAUAGAGGAGAUCCAGAGAGCCGGGACACGCAGAGAUCAAGCUCGCCAAUUACUGGUCGAAUUAGAGACUCGGGGGAGCCAGGCGUUUCCGCUGUUUCUGCUUUGCUUACAGGAAACCGGACAGCACAGCCUUGCGGAUGCCCUCAUGGAAGGCGGCGGAGACCGCGUGAUAAAACCAGCAGCCGUAUCGCCAGCACCACUCCCCCCUAUUUAUGCGGGGAGACGCGAGACUUCAUAUAAUCCCGUUAGGAAGCCGAAACACUUGGACAUAGAAGCGGAUUAUCCAAUGAACUUUGACCCCUGCGGUUAUUGCCUCAUCAUCAAUAACGUGGAGUUCGCAGAGUUCACCAAUUUGUCCUACAGAGGCGGCUCCGAUAUUGAUCGGGAAAAGAUGGAGAUGCGGAUGAAAUCGUAUCAUUUCGACGUCUCGGUGAAGAAUAAUCUGAAAGGAGCGGUCACUUUGCUCGCUGUUUUCCAGGAUUAUCCAAUGAACUUUGACCCCUGCGGUUAUUGCCUCAUCAUCAAUAACGUGGAGUUCGCAGAGUUCACCAAUUUGUCCUACAGAGGCGGCUCCGAUAUUGAUCGGGAAAAGAUGGAGAUGCGGAUGAAAUCGUAUCAUUUCGACGUCUCGGUGAAGAAUAAUCUGAAAGGAGCGGAAAUCUACGAGGAGCUUCAGCUUCUGGCCUCCAAAGAUCACAGCAAGAAGGACUGCUGCCUCAUCAUCAUCCUGUCUCACGGCUGUGAGACCCGACACACACGGUUUCCAGGCGGAGUAUACGGCACAGACGGGGUAAAGAUCUCUGUGGAAAGAAUCGUCAACUUCUUCAACGGUCACAAUUGUCCGAGUCUGGGAGGAAAACCAAAACUGUUCUUCAUCCAGGCUUGCGGAGGCGAUCAGAAAGACAGAGGUGUAACAGUGGAAUCCGCAGACCUCCCCGAGGAAAUCGACUCUUGUUCCUUGCAGUCUGACGCCAUUGCUGUCCGCCCCAGUGAGGAAGAUGGAGACGAAACGGACGCAGUGGCGAGCCUGCCCACCUCCAGUGAUAUUCUGGUCUCCUAUUCAACCUUUCCAGGUUAUGUAUCCUGGCGCGAUAAGAAAAGCGGAUCAUGGUACGUGGAGACGCUGGAUGAAGUCCUAGAAAGCUACGCUACGACUUUAGACUUGCAGGCCCUGCUGGUCAUGGUGGCGAAUAUCGUAUCAUCAAAAGGAACAUAUAAACAGAUACCCGGCUACUUCAACUUCCUUCGCAAGAAGUUCUUCUUUAAAACAGACUAAA
This is a messenger RNA of Nanorana parkeri, 1402 nucleotides long. RefSeq names its product caspase 9 (gene CASP9). NCBI's taxonomy places the organism in Eukaryota, Metazoa, Chordata, Amphibia, Anura, Dicroglossidae. Gene Ontology annotation, biological process: proteolysis; intrinsic apoptotic signaling pathway in response to DNA damage; regulation of apoptotic process. The record is from RefSeq and is a predicted model, not a curated record. The transcript has 10 exons. Gene Ontology annotation, cellular component: cytoplasm. The coding region runs from base 10 to 1401 and encodes 463 amino acids.